AUAUAGUAGGAUAGGUAACCCAGUCCAAAAUUGAUCAUUUCUGAUUGAAAAAAGUUCUCCUUGUCAUGACUCCUCCCACAGCUUGGCAAUGGCUAAGCCUUGCUGGUAUCAUAUGGCUACAAUCUGUAAAUGGAACAAACACAAACUUUCCUGCAUACUCAUCCCAACUCAAACAGCUCCUCUCUUUGUCUCAACUUCAGCUUAACAAUCUUGCCUUUGCCUCAGAUGCUGGAAAACUAUUCGGUUUCUUUUCAGGCAUUGCUGCUUUUUACCUUCCCUUAUGGCUGGUUCUCUUGAUCGGUUCUACUCUUGGUUUGAUUGGUUAUGGAGUGCAAUAUCUCUUCAUAACAAAUUAUAUUUCCUCUCUUUCCUAUACCCAUAUCUUCUUACUCACCGUUGUUGCAGGAAACAGUAUUUGUUGGAUUAACACAGUUUGCUAUGUAGUUACCAUUAGGAACUUCCCCUCUGAUCGCCAAGUAGCUGUGGGAUUAUCCACCAGCUAUCAAGGAUUAAGUGCUAAGAUAUAUACAGUAAUUGUUGAUGCCUUGUUCGUUUCUUUUCCUGAAAAAAAAGCUAAAGCUUAUCUUCUUUUUAACUCCAUCUUACCAUUUCUGGUUAGUGUGCUAGCUGCACCUGUAGUUAGAGAUAUUAUUAAUAUUGUAAAUGGCAAGAACAUGAAAAGUGGGUUCAUGGUAAUGUUUAUUAUAACUAUAGCUACUGGAAUUUAUGCUGUGAUCACUAGUUUGAGGUCCAUGCCAAGUGGGUUACCACCUUUUGGUAAUGCAAUUGGUGUUCUGGUGUUUCUCUUGGCUCCCCUUGUAAUCCCAUUGGCAGUGAAGAUCAGAGAAAUUUUAGCAGCAAAAUCAUGGAUAAACAGAGAGGCAAAGGUUUAUAAUUUUACCGUGGAAGAGAAUGUUAAUGCGGAACGAAUGGAGAAUGGGGUGAAAGAAGGAGACGACACAAGGGAAGCUAUUGAGCUAGGUGUGAAGGAAGAAAUUGGAGUGAAAUUAAUGUUAAAGAGAUUGAAUUUUUGGUUAUAUUUCUUUAUAUAUUUAUCUGGUGCAACACUUGGGCUUGUAUAUUUGAACAACUUGGGACAAAUAGCGGAGUCUCGUGGAUGUUCAAGGACUUCUUCUUUGGUUUCUUUGUCUUCCUCAUUUGGCUUCUUUGGUCGGCUCAUGCCAUCCCUUGUGGACUACUUUUUCCCAAGGAGCAAGCUCAUUAUUUCAAGGCCAGCUUCUAUAGCAGUACUAAUGAUUCCAAUGGCAGGAGCAUUCUUCUUACUUCUAAACGCAUCCAAUAUCUCUCUCUACAUUAGCACUGCAAUUAUCGGUAUUUGUACUGGAGCAAUUACUUCUAUUUCUGUAUCCACAACAACAGAGCUAUUUGGCACCAAGAAUUUCAGCGUCAACCAUAAUCUAGUAGUUGCCAAUAUUCCAAUUGGAUCCUUCCUUUUUGGGUAUUUUGCUGCCCUUCUUUAUCACAAGGAAGGUAAUGAAGAUGGAAAAUGCAUGGGGAUGCAGUGUUAUAGGAGCACUUUCAUUAUCUGGGGCUCACUUUGUUUUCUUGGUGCUACCUUAGCUUUAAUUCUAUGUGCUCGGAUGAGAAAGUUCUACUCGCAACUUACAUAGAUCACAUAUUAAUAGGUCUACGCACAGUAAUUACAUAUAUAUUUUGUGUACUCACAUGUUAAAAUUUUAAAUCUUAUGCCUGACUCGCCUUAUAAUUUUGAGAAACAAAGGACAGAAAUAUAAACUUUUUAAAUGUUAUAUAAGAUAUGUAAGUAUUGCAAGACUUUAUAUUAAUACAUGAAUAUAAUUAUUCUCAUUA
Molecule: messenger RNA, 1830 nt
Organism: Hevea brasiliensis (rubber tree)
Lineage: Eukaryota; Viridiplantae; Streptophyta; Magnoliopsida; Malpighiales; Euphorbiaceae
Product: protein NUCLEAR FUSION DEFECTIVE 4
Exons: 2
Coding region: 66-1631 (521 amino acids)
Cellular component (GO): membrane
Source: RefSeq, a predicted model, not a curated record